ACGAGAAGUGUGUUGUUUGCCUCGUGGAAGCCAAAAACAACUCACACCUGUCUUGACAGCCACACACCACAACCCAGCCCAACAAACAUCCACCUGCACCCUCCCUCCUUCCAUCGCAUCGCGCACACCACCAGCCGCCACCCACCCACAAAGCAGCCAUGUCGCUGACAUUUGACGAGUACGGUCGCCCCUUUAUCAUCAUCCGCGACCAGGACAAGCAGCGCCGACUCACUGGCCUUGAGGCACAAAAGGCACACAUCCUUGCUGCGAAGACCGUUGCCAGCACCUUGCGGACCUCUCUUGGACCCAAGGGUCUGGACAAGCUUCUCGUGGGCGCAGAUGGCGAUGUCACAAUCACAAACGAUGGCGCCACCAUCCUCGACAAAAUGGACGUCCAACACGAGAUUGCGAAGCUGAUGGUGCAGCUGUCCAAGUCACAGGAUGACGAGAUUGGCGAUGGCACCACUGGCGUCGUUGUGCUUGCGGGCGCGCUCCUGGAGCAGGCAGAGACUCUCCUUGACAAGGGCCUUCACCCCAUCCGCAUUGCCGAUGGGUAUGAGAUGGCUGCGCGUGUUGCGCUGGACCGCCUUGACGAGAUUAGCGAGAACUUCCCCGUGGAUCCCAAGAACAAGGAGCCCCUCGUCGAGACGGCUAUGACCACCCUCGGCAGCAAAAUCGUGAACCGGUGCCACCGCCAGUUUGCGGAGAUGGCUGUGGAUGCGGUGCUCUCUGUUGCGGACUUUGAGACGAAGGACGUCAACUUUGAGCUGAUCAAGCUUGAUGGCAAGGUUGGCGCCAAGCUCGAGGACUCGCGGCUCGUCAAGGGCGUCAUCAUCGAGAAGGGCAUGAGCCAUCCCCAGAUGCCCAAGGUUGUGCGCGACGCCAAGAUUGCCAUCCUCACGUGCCCCUUUGAGCCACCAAAGCCCAAGACAACGCACAAGCUGGAGGUGACGAGCGUUCAAGCGUAUGAGGAGCUCCGCGCAUACGAGCAGGAGAAGUUCCAGGAAAUGAUCAAGCAGGUGAAGGACACGGGUGCCAACCUUGUGCUGUGCCAGUGGGGCUUUGACGACGAGCCCAACCACCUCCUGCUGCAGAACGAGCUCCCUGCCGUGCGCUGGGUGGGCGGCCCCGAGAUGGAACUAGUUGCCAUUGCCACCAACGGCCGCAUUGUGCCGCGCUUCAGCGAGCUUGGCGCCGACAAGCUGGGCAAGGCUGGCUCCGUUCGCGAGAUUAGCUUUGGCACCACCCAGGACACCAUGCUCGUGAUUGAGGAGUGCGAGAACUCCAAGGCCGUCACCGUCUUUGUCCGCGGUGGCAACAGGAUGAUUGUGGAGGAGGCGAAGCGCAGCCUGCACGAUGCCAUCUGCGUUGUGCGCAACCUGAUUCGCGACAACCGCGUGGUGUACGGCGGCGGCGCUGCCGAGAUUGCCUGCGGUCUUGCCGUCCAGAAGGAGGCCGACAAGAUUUCGUCGCUGGAGCAGUAUGCGAUGCGCGGGUUUGUUGAGGCGCUUGAGUCCAUCCCGCUCGCCCUCGCCGAGAACUCCGGCCUCCCCGCCAUUGCAUCACUUGCAAACGCCAAGUCUGCGCAGGUGAAGGAGAACAACCCCUUCAUCGGCAUCGACUGCCAGCAGAAGGGCACCAGCGACAUGAAGAAGCAGCAUGUGCUUGAGACACUGAUUGGCAAGAAACAGCAGAUUAGCCUUGCAACGCAGCUCGUCAAGAUGAUCCUCAAGAUUGACGACGUUCGCGAGCCCGGCCAGUAAACGCACACAUACACACGCGUACACACACGCACACGCACGAGCGCACUCCGUUCUGUGGGUACAUGAAGCUUGUGUUUGUUGCUUGUGCUCGAUGUUUGUGUGUACUGUUAUGUGAGAGCCUGUGGGGGUGUGUGGCAGUUGAUGUUGUUGUGAUUGGUGUUGGUUGUUUGUAAUGGUGUAGGUUUGCUCCCUCGCUGUCGGUUUUGUGUUCUUAUCAGGCGUGCCUUUGCAACGGCAAGGUGUAUGUGUUUGUGCGUGUGUAUCUGUGGUUGUCGUGAAGAAAGCGAGCCCUCCUAUCCCUGUGGUGCUUUUUUCCAACCUCCAGUUUCGUGGUGUUGUCUUGUUGUGGAUGUUGGAGAGUUAUUGUUGGCAGUAGACAUGUGUUCCCCUCAGUGCAAACGCAAGGUCAACGAAACCACGGGAAAUGAUGGGACAAAGGAAGG
Messenger RNA from Salpingoeca rosetta, 2206 nucleotides. Its product is annotated as chaperonin containing TCP1. Gene Ontology annotation, molecular function: ATP-dependent protein folding chaperone; ATP binding; ATP hydrolysis activity. Gene Ontology annotation, cellular component: chaperonin-containing T-complex. Lineage: Eukaryota; Choanoflagellata; Craspedida; Salpingoecidae. The transcript has 12 exons. Bases 159 to 1763 code for a protein of 534 amino acids. Gene Ontology annotation, biological process: protein folding. The record is from RefSeq and is a predicted model, not a curated record.